Acanthosepion pharaonis is the source of this 1383-nucleotide messenger RNA. Lineage: Eukaryota; Metazoa; Mollusca; Cephalopoda; Sepiida; Sepiidae. The record is from the annotation of a GenBank genome assembly.
AUGUUUUACGAUAUCCGGUUCAUCUUUAUCCACGCGCAAAAUUUGAUUUUAUUGUUUCCAAUUUCCCUUUGCACGUGGAAACAGAAAGGAGUCGGAGACGGCAGUCGGCGUAAAUAUUGCUCGACUGUAAACCGCUCUAUUGAAAUACCUUUUUCUUUCUUUCUUUCUUUCUUUCUUUCUUUCUUUCUUUCUUUCUUUCUUUCUUUUUUAGACGAUAAAAUAAAGAUAUACAUGCAUGCGAGCAACAGACCAAAACAAAAUGGAAACACAAUUCAAAGCUGCAGGAAAGAACUUCAUUGUCCAUUUUUUUUUCUUUCUUUCUUUCUGCUUCCCCUUCUCCCCGUGUCUUAUUCUGUCACUCCCUUCCCAUAUCUCUUUCUCUUCCACUCUUCUCUCUCUCUCUCUCUCUCUCUCUCUCUCUCUCUCUCUCUCUCCCCUUUCUUUGUGAAGUGCUCCAUACUCUCUCUCUCUCUCUCUCUCUCUCUCUCUCUCUCUCUCUCUCUCUCUAUCUAUCUAUCUAUCUAUCUAUCUAUCUAUCCAAAAACUAGAAGGAAUGUUUCUUUUUCAAAUAUAUUAAAAUUUGGCAUUUGUCUGUCUAUCUAUCUAUCUAUCUAUCUAUCUAUCUAUCUUGGUAUAUUCAUUAUCUAUCUAUCUAUCUAUCUAUCUAUCUAUCUAUCUAUCUAUCUAUCUAUCUAUCUAUCUAUCUAUCCAUUUAUUAAAGAGAUUCCAUCUUUUUGCUAUUCUUUCUUUCUUUCUUUCUUUCUUUCUUUCUUUCUUUCUUUCUUUCUUUCUUUCUUUGUUGCUUUCUUUCUUUCUUUCUUUCUUUCUUUCUUUCUUUCUUUCUUUCUUUGUUGCUUGCUUUCUUUCUUUGCUUUCUUGGUCUUUCUUGCUGUCUUUUUUCUUUUAAUUUCUUUCUUUCUUUCUUUCUUUCUUUCUUUCUUCUUUCUUUCUUGCUUUUUUUUUAUUUAUUUAUUUAUUGGUCUUUCUUUCUUCAUUACAUUCUUUUUUGCUUUCUUUCGUUCUUUCUUUCGUUCUUUUCCCUCUUUCGUUCUUUCUUUCUUUCUUUUUCUUUCUUUCUUUCUUUCUUUCUUUCUUUCUUUCUUAAUUGCUGAACUCAUUCCUUUAUAUUAUCCUUCAAAUUUUUUCAUCAUUACUUCUGACUUCUGUUCAUAUCUCUCUCUCUCUCUCUCUCUCUCUCUCUCUCUCUCUCUAUCUAUCUAUCUAUCUAUCUGUCUCAUUCUUCUGUUCAUAUCUAUCUAUCUAUCUAUCUAUCUAUCUAUCUAUCUAUCUAUGUGUCUAUCUGAUCCAGUAGAAGAUCCAUCUUACACUCUUUAUGUCAUUUUUUUUCUUCCUUUCUUGUUCUUUUUCUAUUCUUUUUCAUAA